This is a messenger RNA of Drosophila virilis, 1215 nucleotides long. RefSeq names its product neuropeptide receptor myosuppressin (gene Ms). NCBI's taxonomy places the organism in Eukaryota, Metazoa, Arthropoda, Insecta, Diptera, Drosophilidae. The record is from RefSeq and is a predicted model, not a curated record.
AAAAGUUACCAAAGCACACAUAAUCAACGUUCGCUCGGUGCUCGGUGACGUAUGCGUAAUAUUUGUGCACGCCCACCAACCGGCGUACUCCUGUAUCUGUCUGUUUAAGCUCAACAUGUGGUCCUUUGUCAUGUGUGUGUGUGUGUGUGUGUGUCUGUUGGACCAAUGGCAGGCUUGCAUUUGGUCUGUGUGCGUGCUCAGCGGAAGUAAAUAAAAGCUGAUGUCCUGUCAAGGCAGACCAUCAUUCGAGUGCCUGCGUUCAACAAGUUCAAUUCUAUCAGACAGUGAAGUCAUCUACAGCAAAGCCGCAGCCAGUUUUGCAAGUUUUUGAACAUUCUAAGUGAUCUUAAACAAAAUUGACAACAGUAUGUCUCACGCUCAGAGCUUUGCGAUUUGCUGCCUAGCCAUUGUCCUGUUGGCUGUGUGUGUGCAGAGUGCAGAAGCAGCCUCACAGGCACCACUAUGCCAGCCCGGCAUUUUCGAGGAGAUGCCUGAACAUAUCAAAAAGGUUUGCAUGGCCCUGGAGAAUUCCGAUCAAUUGAAUUCUGCACUCAAAUCCUACAUCAACAAUGAAGCGUCUGCUCUUGUUGCGAAUUCCGAUGAUUUGCUAAAAAACUAUAAUAAACGCACAGAUGUCGAUCAUGUAUUCCUGCGCUUUGGCAAACGUCGUUAAAGACCUUGCCGUAUAACCUUCUUAAAUCAUUCUCCAACGAUGCUACGAUACGACCCUGGAUAACGAUCGAUAGGUUUUUUUUUUAGCUGAAAACUCAACACAAAUGGCGUCUUCUCCCUAUAUGCAUAAUGUAUUCUCGGCACAUUGGCGUUAAACAUUUAAAAUAAUCAACUUGGAAGCUCUCUAGUUCAUUAAUAAAUCAAACAAUUUAAUGUAUACUUACUCGUUAAUAUAUUAUAUUUGUAUAUACAUAUAUACACGUACAUACUCAAGGACCCCCGAAGAACGUAUUGUACAUGUUGAUCUCUUUAUUUAUAUUUUGAUUUAGAACACUUUAUUAUUCAAUAAUAAAAAAAAAAAUGUUUAUACCACAUAAUAUUCAAUAAUAAUUAACAGUACAUAUUUCCCUUACACAAAGCACUUGCAAAAAUAACCUAUAUAUAAUUAAAUUGUUAUGACGUUUGAAAAUGUAAAUCUUAACUGCAUUAAUUUUUAAAUAAAGUCUCUUUUUCUUCUCAAACUCAAUGCGUGAAAAAAUGCAA